Cladophialophora carrionii CBS 160.54 is the source of this 285-nucleotide messenger RNA. RefSeq lists its product as uncharacterized. The transcript has a single exon. The record is from RefSeq and is a predicted model, not a curated record. The coding region runs from base 1 to 285 and encodes 94 amino acids. Lineage: Eukaryota; Fungi; Ascomycota; Eurotiomycetes; Chaetothyriales; Herpotrichiellaceae.
AUGAGGCAGGCACUGGGCCAGGCACGACUUGCUUCAACAACUACCAAAAGCGAGCAAAGCGAGCCUGGGGUUCAGCCACAAGAUCCGUCAAAUUCAGCCAAGAAGAAAGAAGCCAUGGAUAAGCUCAAGAAGACGCACAAGUCCAUGGCAGAGCUGGACGAAGAAAUGAAGCUAGCCAUGGAAUCCAUGUCAGGCGAAGGCGGCGAAUACGGACUCGAACUUGAAGGUGGAAAGCCUGUGGCGAUGAAGCGAUCUGUGAAGGACAACAUGUUCAGAUACAUCUGA